GGCGUCACAAUUCACGACGAUCUCACCGUUGAGCAGCACGGAGAAGCAUUCAAUUCUGUACUUCUUUUUUAAAUAGAUUUUUGCCUUCUAUUCCUUUCUUAGAUUCAAACCCCAGUUUCCAGUUAGUGAUACAGCUUCAAAUCAAGAUGGGUAAAAAGUCCAAGAAAACACCUGCCAACAGUGGUGUGACUGAUGUUGAGUCUAUGAGAGAUGAGUUUGAAAGCAACACUGAGUGGAAUAUUCGCAAACGAUUUUUGGCCAACAAUGUGGAUGAGCUGCCAAUGGAAAGACUUGUUUGCUUGUCUCGAUGCUUUGUGAACAUGACCAUGUAUGGAUGUUCGUACCCCCAGCCUGUUAUGAUUGAGGUCCGCGAACGAAGCCAAGGUCUUGUUGAAAGUAUUGAGGAGGAGAAGCAAGCCGAAGCCAAGCAGAACUAUGCAGAUUCGUUUAUAAGGGCUUCGGACAAUUAUCAAAGGGAGGGCAGGAAUGGGAAUUUCAAGAAUCACAAGCAGACAUUUUUGCACCUGUGCUCUGAGGGUGACAUUGGGGGCAACAUGCAGACGUCCGGAUUAGGAGCUGGGCCAGGGGGGUCGGGACCCCGGAAGCCUAUGAGUAUGGGCAUCCAGUUUGUCAAAGCCUCUGAACCUCCAGAUUCAUCAUUGUCAAAAAGUGAAAACAGCUUAGGUGGUAGCCAGGACAGGUCUCAGGGCAACUCGGCCGGAUAUCCUGCCAAAAAUUCAGGCGGUCCACCUUCCGAACCCCGACCCUUGUUAUCGCUACCCACCAGAGGGGGUUUUCAGGCUCAACAGAAUCCAAAACAUUCGAAUGGAAAUUUUACUUUUAAUGGCGGCACUGGUACCCCGUACCGCUUUGGCCAGCCAGCAGCAGGGAGAGGUGGGUUUGCAGGUCGCAGGGGUGGCUACGGGUCUGGUUCUGACUUUUCUAAUCGAGGAGCACAAAACAGCGGACCUAUGGGUAUGGAUUUUUCAAAGGUCUCAGAGGCAAAGCCACUCCUUUCAAAGGAGGAGUACUAUAAGUUGUGGAAGGUUGAGAAAGACCAGCAGUUGGUAAAAUUCCGUAAACUUGCACAUGAGGUAAUGGCACUGAGGACUGACAGACCCAAUGCGAAGGAUAAACUCAAUUCAGCCGCAAAUCGCGUCCCAAUUCGGAUUGAGUUCAACACAGAGCCUGUAUUCGCUGGGAAAACUACCACCCACUUCAUAUGUCGUGUGUUCAUUGACACUGUCACGGUAGGAGUGGGGGAGGGCUCCAAGGUGAAGGAUGCAAAGACAAACGCCUAUGAGGCUGCUUUGCAGGCUAUCCUAAUGCCCUACUUGCGGGUUGUGCAGCUGGAUCCCAACAGUCGAGAGCUUCAGAGCUCAAAAGAAGAAUUCAAGAGUAAACCACCACCUCCUUCUAAGUUCCCCCUGGCGAGGAAUGUGAGUAAGAUAGCUCCCUCGUGCCGAGACUCCCCACAAAGUGCCCCAGCGCCGGGGGAAAUUCCGUCCCAGCACAAAGAGUCCAACGUUGAUGUCGCCUGUUUGAAGCGGCGAUACAAUGAGUAUAAGCCUCUAGAGGACUUUGUGAUUGUUGAACCGAAAAUACCGAUCCCAGACUGCACCCCUGCUCACACACUGCGCCGGAGCGCUGAUUUCAACCACAUGCUGCUUGAGUACGAAUACUUUUUCAAAGGAGAAUCUGCCAGGUGUGUGUUAAAGAUUGAGAAUCAGACGUUGGCGGAUGUUAACGCUGGGUCAAAGGUUUCUGCAAAAAAUAUCGCAGCAGCUCAGGGUUUGAAGAAACUCAGAGAAAUGUGUUGGAUUAUUAAGACAAAGCAGGCUGUGGAUUCGGAUACUAAAAUAUCCAAGGAUGAAAUGCUGAAUGAAUUAAAUGAAAUGAAUGAGACGUCGGAUGUCAUAGGCAAUGAAAACAUUGGACACAAAUUGCUUCAGAAAAUGGGUUGGUCUGGUGGUGGCGUCGGGAAGGAUGGUUCUGGAAUUGCUGAGCCUGUUUCACUGAAAAGUGUUCUCAACAGAGAGGGCCUGGGACUCAGCGCCACAAAGGGCAUCACGGAAGACUUUCGACGUCGUGUGCGGGAGGUCAUCGAAAACUACGCCGCUUCUGAGCGCCAGGAAGACCUGGUGUUCUCCAGUGACUUCCGGCUCGAUGAACGGCAGAUCAUUCAUGACGAAUGCCGGAAGCUGAAUUUGCGCAGCAAAAGCAGGGGCAAAGGUCGUGAUCGCUACCUGUGUGUCCGACGCAAGCGGUCAGCGUUUGAGCUGUUUGAUCACAUCAUGUCGUGCGGCGGGGAAACCGCCCGCUAUCAACUUGUCCCCCCGGGUCAAGACUCAGAGGGUGGUAGGCCUCCAGGGGGUGCAAAAAAUUCCCCUCAACAGAGAAUUGGACAGUCAGAAUCACAGAACAAUCAGGGUGGCAGUAUGAACGAUAGACAGAAUAGUUCCCAGUGGUGGGGCAACGGUCCAAGAGGCCCUCAGGAUGGGCCGUUCUGCCAUGGUCCCAAUAGUGGUGGCCCCAGGAAUGGUCCAAAUAAUGGAGGUGGUCAGUGGAAUGGUCCAAAUAAUGGUGGUGGUCAGUGGAAUGGUCCAAAUAAUGGUGGUGGUCAGUGGAAUGGUCCAAAUAACAGUGGCCCCAGGACUGGUCCUAAUAAUGGCAGUCAGUGGAAUAGUCCUAACAAUGGUGGCCCUAGGAAUGGUCCAAAUAAUGGCGGUCAAUGGAAUGGUCCAAAUAAUGGUGGCAGUCCGGGUCAGUGGAAUGGUCCAAAUAAUGGUGGCAGUCCGGGUCAGUGGAAUGGUCCAAAUAAUGGUGGCAGUCCGGGUCAGUGGAAUGGUCCAAAUAAUGGUGGCAGUCCGGGUCAGUGGAAUGGUCCGAAUAAUGGUGGUGGUCAGUGGAAUGGUCCCAAUGGUCCAAAUAAUGGUGGUGGUCAGUGGAAUGGUCCAAAUAGUUGUGGCCGUGGGAAUGGUUCCAAUGGUGGCAGUCAAUGGAGUGGUCCGAAUGGUCCAAAUAAUGGAGGUGGUCAGUGGGGUGGUCCCAAUGGCCCAAAUAAUGGUGGCCGAAGAAAUGGUUCAAAUGGUGGGGGUCAGUGGAGCGGUCCAAAUAAUGGGGGCCCAAGGAAUAUUGCGAAUGGUAGCGGUCCGGGGAAUGGACAGGGUGUGGGUGGUCCUAAUGGUGGCGGUCAAUUGAACGGUUCCAGUAGUGGUGGUCCAAGCAAUGGAGGGUGGAGGGGACAGUGCAUGAAUGUUGAUAAUGUCCAGGGUCAAAAGCCAGGUCAUAAUAUGGGUGGUUUCCAUGGUCAAGGUCAAAGUCAGAAUGUAGGCAAUUUGCAGAGACAAGGUCAAAAUGUUGGCCAUUUCCAAUCACAGGGACAACAUGUCGGUAAUUUCCAAGGUCAAGGUCCAAAUACGGUCAAUUUCCAAAACCAAAACCAAAAUAUGGGUAACGUUCAGGGGCAAAAUCGUAAUAUGGGCAACUUUCAAGGGCAUGGUCCAAAUAUAGGCAACCUCCAAGGACAGUCCCAUACUAUGAAUAACUUUCAAUCACAAGGGCAGGGACAGAAUAUGGGUAACUUUCAUGGACAAGCCCCUAAUGCAAACAAUGUACAAGGACAAACACAAAGUGUUGAAUCCUUGCCAGGCCAAGGCCAGAAAAUGGAAAAUUUUGGUGGACAAAGUGGGAGCGGUUUCCAGGGGCAAAAUCAGACUAUGGGAGGUUUCCAAGGGCAAGAGCACAAUAUGGGAAAUUUUCAAGGACAAGAUAUGGCUGUUUGUAAUUUCCAAGGGCAAGGUCAAACAAUGGGAAAUUUCCAAGGGCAGGGUCAGACCAUGGGAAAUUUCCAAGGACAAGGUCAAACGAUGGGCCAGUGGCAGAGCCAAGGUAUGGGUAAUGCACAGUGGCAGAAUAAAACUGUAGUCCAGAACCAAGGCCCAAGUAUGAACCAAUGGCAAGGUCAGAAUAGUACCUAUUAUCAAGGGCAAAAUUUCCCAAAUACUGGGUACCCUCAAGGACAAAGUCAGGCUACAGCUAGUUCUGGGAAUUUCCCAACAGUAAGUCAGGGCCAGGUACCUGGUCUGAUGGGAACGGCUGUCCACAACGCACAGGCUGGAUAUAAUAAGUCAGAAGGCCAGCUUUCAAGCUAUUACCAGGCUUCUGGCCAGCAGAGUGGCGGCCAGUCUCCUCAAGCCACUGGUCAGACUUGGGCAGGAGGUCAGGGUGCUUCAGGGAGUGGAGGGAGUAUUCAGGGGAGUGCGGUGUACUAUUCAACUGCCAGCGGUCAGAAUGCUGGCACGUUCAGUACAACCAACGCUUACAAUGCCACAGGAGGGCAGUUUACAGGGAAGGAAGAAACUCAUGGUGGUGUGGCUCCUGCCGGCCACAAGAAGAAGAAGGUUAAAUCUAGCACAGGCAAAAGUAAGAGUAAAGACCUCAAUGUCUCUCAGGGGAUGGGGAAGAAGAGCUGAUGGAAGUUUUGGUUAGGGUUUGGAUUUGAAUCUAGCGGAAGUAGAUUGUGCUGGUUUCCUGGACAUGGAAUAUCCAAAUAUCUACGUAUAAUGUGUAUCUGCUUUUGUCUAUACAUGUAAAUGUGUUGAUGUCAUAUGUGUGUUUUCGUCGGGCUGAGAUUCACAUUUUCAGGUCUGUUAAAGUAGUUGAAAUUGAAAUGUGCCUGUCAAAGGAGUUGAUGAGAUGUUUUCGUGGGUCUUGAAUAGGGUGGACCCCACUGUGUUGUUUUGUUAUAUUUUCCUUGAAAUUGAACUGUUUUCACAAUUUAUCUUUGUGUUUUUCUCUGUUUUAUUUCUAUUGAAAUGCUUUUAAAGAACUUUAGACUACAUGAUUUCUUAGCUAAGCGAUUAUGAUUAUGAUUUAGGGUGACUGUUGAUAUGAGGGUUUAGUUUUAAAAUAAUGUCAUGAAAACUGCUCUCCCAACCACAUGUGCAAACGACCACUUCCCAUUCCCUCUCUUGCGAUAAAAAAAAAUA
This is a messenger RNA of Aplysia californica (California sea hare), 4991 nucleotides long. RefSeq lists its product as uncharacterized. Lineage: Eukaryota; Metazoa; Mollusca; Gastropoda; Aplysiida; Aplysiidae. The coding region runs from base 147 to 4475 and encodes 1442 amino acids. The transcript is spliced from 6 exons. Gene Ontology annotation, molecular function: nucleic acid binding. The record is from RefSeq and is a predicted model, not a curated record.